Molecule: messenger RNA, 1228 nt
Organism: Salvia miltiorrhiza (redroot sage)
Lineage: Eukaryota; Viridiplantae; Streptophyta; Magnoliopsida; Lamiales; Lamiaceae
Product: phytochromobilin:ferredoxin oxidoreductase, chloroplastic
Exons: 8
Coding region: 88-1074 (328 amino acids)
Biological process (GO): phytochromobilin biosynthetic process
Molecular function (GO): cobalt ion binding; phytochromobilin:ferredoxin oxidoreductase activity
Source: RefSeq, a predicted model, not a curated record
AUCUGUCCGUACAAUCCCAUCCUUCUAUAAUCAGAAAGUCCAAUUCCUUGGAGCUUCAUCGAAUGGUAUCAUCUUACCUCAUUCAGAAUGAUCUCAACUGUCAAUAAUAAUCCCUUACAACCUACGAAUACAUCUCCCAUUAAUUUCUCUAGCAGAAAAUGGUUCAGUAUUAGCAGUAGGAUGAGGCCCGCAAUGGCCGAAGCAACUUCUUCUCUCACUUACCAGAAAUUUGUUCAUUUCGCUCUGGAAGAAACCAGAAAGCACACCCACUUAGCCCCUUCUACAUUACAGGAAAGAUUUGGUUGCUUGUCUUCCAUGGAUGGGAGAACACAAAUUCAAGUGCAUUCUUUUGAAUCACCAAAAAUUAGGCUACUUCGAAGUUUGUCUAUAGAAGGGAGUGAUGGAAUGCAGGUCUUGGAUUUUGCCAUCUUUCCCAGAGCAGAAUUUGAUCUUCCGAUUUUCUGUGCUAACUUCUUUACAACUGCAGUCAUCAACAUAGUCGUAUUGGACCUCAAUCCAUUACAUGACGUCAUAAGUCAACAGGAUUACAAGAAAAAAUAUUACACACACUUGAUUCCUCUUGGACUUAAGUAUGGAGAGCUAUUACCAUGGGGAGGAAAGAUUACUGCCGAAUCUAUGAAAUUCUUCUCACCAAUUGUAAUAUGGACCAAGUUUCCUCCAAGUGAGCAUAAGCAUCAUCUUUUAUAUUCUGCUUUCAUGGAUUAUCUCAAGUCAUGGCUUGAACUGAUGGACCAGGCAUCGGGAGAAACUGAUGUUUCUCGGAUUAUGGUCAAUCUUGAAGCGCAACACAAGUAUCUCACUUGGAGAGCUGAAAAGGAUCCUGGCCAUCAAGUUCUGAGAAGAUUAGUAGGAGAGACUCAAGCAAAGGAAAUAAUUAAGAGUUUUCUCUUCUCUGGAGUUGAUGAACUGGGUAGCAGAACAUUUGUUGAUUACUUCCCCGAGUACAAAUGUGAUGAUGGGACUGUAAAUCAGAAGCGCAGUAUGAUCGGAAAAUCAUUUGAGAGUCGCCCGUGGGAUACACAAGGAGAGUUCAUUGGUGACAGAUUAAGCUAGAGAGCAUUAUGUAUUACACUUCUCUUAGCUUCCUUGUAUAUCAGAGCUUUUCUCAUCUCCUACUUGUGUAGAUUAGUGACUUUUACAUUUUUGUUGUUGUUGUUGUUGUUGUUGAAUAAAUAAAUUUUUAAAGACCUCUUCAAAGUGACUUCCA